AAAAAAAAAACAAAAAAAAAUUCAAAUAAAAUAAAAACGUCAACAUAAUAAUUUACGUUUAUGAAGUCGGCUUGAAAACCUUAUGCGUGUGUACAUAUGUGCGUGCGUGCGUGCGUGCGUGUGUGCGUGCUUGCUGCAUUAUUGACAAAAGUGCAUUAUUGUUAUUUCAUUUCAAUUACUUCAAUUAACAGAAACAAAAACAUAACAAAAAAUUGAUAUAAAAAAAAAUAUAAUUUUAAAUUUGAUUGCUCUACGGCAUUGAAGAUCAAAGUUGAUUUGCUUUGCAUAUGCGUUUAGCAAAAAUUGUUCGAUUUUCAAAAAAAAAAAAAAAGAACAAAAUUAUAAUAAUAAUUGUCAAAUAAAAUAAAGCAGAGGAUACUCUCGUGCAUUCUUGUUUAAAAUAUUCAAGAACACACUUUCACUUAGAGUACCGUAUUUGUGAGCUUGAUGGCGGUACCUUUUUGUAUCUGCUGUAGAAAACGAAAAAGUUUAAAAACAUAAAAUACUUUAAGGCAAUCUCAAAAGAAGUCUUCUUAUUUAAAGAGUUUAAACAAAAGAAAGAAAGAAGGAAAUAUUGAAAAAUGCCUCAACGUUCACCAUUUGCUAUACAAGAACUUUUAGGUUUAACUAAUACAAAAGCAGGGGCAGCAGCUGCUGCCGCUGCAGUCAUAGCCACACAAAACAAAUGUCAAUCAGCAAUAAAUCAAGCACGAAACGAUACACGUAUUACGGAAUUAUCACCUUUAUUAUCAUCAUCGUCAUCCGAAACGAUUUUCAACGCGACAGCGUCAACAGCCGCUAACACUGUCAAUGGGAAAUGCAGUCCGUGUUCGAAUGGCUCUUUAACGCCGCCAUUACACCGCCAAACAUCGCCAGCGGGUAAACAUCUAAAAACACCGUCAAUUUCAAGAUCAACAGCAGUAGGAGGAAAAUCAUCGUCAUCGCCAUCGUCUUCAAUACAAAUAUCGACGAGUUUGUAUGCGUCUUCAUCGCCCAGCUCUACGGCAUCGACAACGACUAUCUCAAAUCCAACCUCACCCAAUAACAAUGGCAAUGAAUACCAACAGCAGCAACAACAACAGCAACAACAACAUCAAAUGUCUAUGGCAGCUGCUGCCGCCGCUUCACGUAUGGCCUAUUUUAAUGCCCACGCUGCGGUAGCGGCAGCAUUUUUGCCUCACAAUUUAACGCAUGCACAUCAUACACAAGCCCCAGCCCAUCAUACGCACUCUGCUAUACAGCAGCAACAACAUUAUUUACAACAACAGCAACAACAACAACAACAACAUGUUGCCGCUGUUCAACCACACGGGCAUCAUUUGUUACAUACGCAAGGAUUUGCACCAUUAAAAAGCUAUCCAGGCAACGGAGCGUGUUUGCCAGGUUCGCUAACACCUAAAGACUUCACUCUCGAGCAAUUCAACGGCUUUGGGAAUAAAAAGAAAAAGAAGAAACGUCGCCACAGUCGCACAAUAUUCACCAGCUAUCAGCUAGAGAAACUCGAAGAAGCCUUUAAAGAAGCUCACUAUCCCGAUGUCUAUGCCCGUGAAAUGCUGUCGUUGAAGACCGAAUUACCUGAAGAUCGUAUACAAGUUUGGUUUCAAAAUCGACGAGCAAAGUGGCGAAAAACUGAAAAAUGCUGGGGUCGAAGUACCAUUAUGGCCGAAUACGGCUUAUAUGGGGCAAUGGUUAGACAUUCAUUACCGUUGCCGGAGACAAUUUUAAAGUCGGCCAAAGAAAAUGACUCAGUAGCACCAUGGCUGCUAGGUAUGGAGAAUAAAAGUAUACAUCGCAAAUCGAUCGAAGCUCAAGAUGCGUUUAAAGAUGACUCCGGGGUUAGUGAUCAUGAUGAUGAGUCCGCAGAAACUAAAUCUCACGAGGAUACGACACACGGUGGUCAACGACGUCACUCAACAUCUUCAACAGAAUCAUUAAAUGUAGUUGGCUCCACUCCGCCUCCUUUAUUAUCAGCAAAGCAGCCAUCGUCAUUAUCACCGGCUACCACGCCGACAGCAACUACCACCACAAUUUCAACACCAUCACCACACAUCGAUUUAAAUUCGCCAUCGUCGUCGAAUAGUCAACAAUUAUUUUCAGGCACAAGAUCACCCCAACAUCAAGGAUAUGGAUCGGCGACAGGUGUAACGCAACAGAAGGCAGCCAUGUACCAUAAUACUGGGUCGCAACAAUCCACGUCAUCUGUUGCAACUACUCCACCAUCGUAUCAUCCUCUCUUGGAUGCAGCCAAUGCCGGAGCUGGUGUAGCGGCUGCUGCUAACAAUAAAGAUUUUCAUAUGCUAAUGAAUACAGCAGUGGCAGCAGCCGCUGCAGCUGCUGCGCACGGUGGUGUAAGUGAUAUAUAUACCUCUGGGCUUAUGCAAGAUCCCGAUACUUUCAGAAACAACUCAAUUGCGUGUUUAAGAGCCAAAGCUCAAGAGCAUCAAGCCCGUUUGUUGAAUAGCAGCCUCUUCUUGCAAGUGCGCUCCUUUGCUGGCUUGCAGCAACAACAUCAAAAUAAUAAUAAUAAUAAUAAUAAUAAUAACAACAACAACACCAAUACCAACAAUAAUUUUACAAUAACCAAUAAAAAUUAUGAUUUAAAAGCGCUAGCCACUGAUGCGGAAUUAACGCUUGCAGCAGAGCAGAGGCAAUGCUUGGAUGAGAAAUCAACAAAAAUUAGAAACGAUAUAAAACGUAUUUAAGGCGUAUCAAGUGCAAAAGGAAACGAUCUCUAAUGAAACCAAAAUGAUGUGAAUAAGCAAAGAAAAGCACAUGAAAUGUGUGUUCAUAUACAUAUAUAUAAAAUUUUUAAAU
Messenger RNA from Glossina fuscipes, 2814 nucleotides. RefSeq lists its product as uncharacterized. The record is from RefSeq and is a predicted model, not a curated record. Bases 582 to 2702 code for a protein of 706 amino acids. The transcript has 7 exons. Gene Ontology annotation, biological process: regulation of transcription by RNA polymerase II. Gene Ontology annotation, cellular component: nucleus. NCBI's taxonomy places the organism in Eukaryota, Metazoa, Arthropoda, Insecta, Diptera, Glossinidae. Gene Ontology annotation, molecular function: DNA-binding transcription factor activity, RNA polymerase II-specific; sequence-specific double-stranded DNA binding.